Molecule: messenger RNA, 3484 nt
Organism: Spodoptera frugiperda (fall armyworm)
Lineage: Eukaryota; Metazoa; Arthropoda; Insecta; Lepidoptera; Noctuidae
Product: transcription factor hamlet
Exons: 4
Coding region: 662-1447 (261 amino acids)
Biological process (GO): regulation of transcription by RNA polymerase II
Cellular component (GO): nucleus
Molecular function (GO): RNA polymerase II cis-regulatory region sequence-specific DNA binding; DNA-binding transcription activator activity, RNA polymerase II-specific
Source: RefSeq, a predicted model, not a curated record
CGCGCCCCGUCCACGACCCAUCCGGAAGCCCCGCUGAAACUGGACCGUUUUCUUUUCUUGUUGUUAUUGAGAUCGACUCUCAAGUUCUGUUGUUGUCGCGCGCCGCGCCGCUCGCGCUGAUAACGCGAUGCCACGCCGACCUGCGCACGCGCACAUAGUAACGCUCCGCAGCUUUAAGCUCGCGCGGACACUUUAAAAAAAUAUUUCGCCCUCAGUGAUGGAAUGGAUAUUUUUUAUGGACAAGUGCCCAGUGGUUAACUAAUCGCGAGUAACUAUUUAUCAUUCAUACUGUGUGUUUUACUGUUUGAACCAAAUAGAAGUGUUAAUGAGAAAGUGAAACCGAUACUCUGUGUAAUUACAAUAUUCUGAACGGAAGGAUAUUUUUAAUUGAACUCUUUUUUUAAACAAAUUAAUUCUUGUGCGAUUGUUAGCGAAAAACUGAAAUAUAAUUGAAAAGGAUCACCUGAAAAUUUAUGAUCUUUUCUGCUGAACCAGUGUACCAUUACCGCCGCCAAGCUGACUACCGCAAAUGAGAUUAUACCCAGUUACCACGUCAAAGCGCUAAUAGGUAAUUAACGAGCAACCAUUAAAACUUGAACGCUAUAAAUCAACGUUCAACUGUAAUGGAGAAAAACGGAAUGGUCGGUGGCGCACGAGCCCGAUGAGCGCGUGCGCGGCGGCCGCCAUGCGCGAAAAGCACGCGGCGCCGCGCCGCCUCGCGUCCCCACCGGCAUCCCCGCUCGACCGCCACCCCAGCCCGCUGAGCAGCCCCCGCGCCGACGAGCCCCUCGACCUGCGCGUCACGCACAAACGCCCACCUCGUCUCGAAGACGAGAACUGCAACUUGAUCACACCCUCGCCGCCGCCACACCCCACUCACCCCACACACCCAGCUCACCCCGCGCACCCAGCGCUGCUACAGUUCUGUCGACGACUGCCGCUAGCUCUACCGGCUUCAUUCGGCCGCUAUCCCUUCCUACCUGCAGCAGCCGCUACGCUACUAGCCCCUGGAGCCCCUCGAGCUCCACCAGUGCCUCAAAAUCCUGGAGCUCCUAGAGCAAGGGACAGAUAUACGUGCUCCUACUGUGGGAAAGCAUUUCCUCGCAGCGCUAAUCUAACUCGACAUUUAAGAACGCACACGGGAGAGCAACCCUACCGCUGUAAAUAUUGCGAGCGCUCGUUUUCGAUAUCAUCGAAUUUGCAGCGACAUGUGAGGAAUAUUCAUAACAAAGAAAGACCGUUCCGGUGUCGUCACUGCGACCGUUGCUUUGGUCAACAAACCAAUCUCGAUAGGCAUCUCAAGAAGCACGAGGCGGAGAACGGGGAUGAUGGUCGCCGGCGGUCUCCGGAUGAGACGUACUUCGAGGAGAUCAGAUCGUUCAUGGGCCGCGUGGCGCCGGGUCGACGCGCCGCCGCCGCCACCGCGAGCCCCGCCGACCACACCUGAUAGUGACACGAGCUGACCACUUUCACAGUUACAAUAUCUGGUCGAUGCAUCCAAAUGACUCUUGUGUAUUUUAAUAAACUUUAUUGAGUGUGAAUUAAUUGAACAAAUAGUAAAUGAUAAGCGCCAACUUUAGUUACAAAUCUGUUUAAUGAGCAAUGGCAAUAUGGAAAUGCAAAGCAAACAUUGAAAAUGUUUCAGAACGUCAAGCCUCGAGUAAUUGUAUCACUAAGCAAACAAUGCAAUCGUAAUGAUCACGCAUCUUCAAUUCUGUAAAUACCCAUUAUUGUUACCGCGUUAGCACAUUGAAUUGGCGCAAACGAGUGAAAGUAAAUGUACUUGCCACCAAGUCGGCUAUUAGGAUAUGUAUUAUAAAUAAAGUGAUAUUGAAUCUCGUGUACUUAAUGUAAAUAUUAAGCUAUUGUAGUGUAUGUAGCUAGGAUGCGUACCGAAUUUUCUCUACCGAUAGUUAUACGAAAUAUGUAGUGUGUAUGUAUUCCUCGUCGUAAAGACAUAAAUAGAAAAUUAAUGUUAAGUGUUCAGAGAGUGUUCGCUAUAAUAGGUUACGCUAUAUCGAUGUACUGUACGGAUGUAAGUAGUUUCUUUGUACUAUUUUUUUUUUUGUAAAUUUCGCUUUAUUCGAUGUAAAAUAAUUAGUAUUAUUAGUCUGAGAGGAAACGCCGGUUACCAAUAAAAAUAUAACUUGUUGCUUAUUGAAGAUAUUAUUAAAUAUUUUUUACGAAAUGUUAGAAAAGUUGUUUUAAAAAAUUAUCUUACUUUCGAAAUUAUAUAUGUAUAUAAUGUAUACUGAAUGUUGCGUAAAUUAUUGUCGUUUUGGGCGCCUGCCACGGGUUGCAGUCCCGUGUGGUAAACCUGCCUUACUUGUUAAGUUUCAAAAUAUUACGCAAAUUAGAUAUUUUUAUUAUCAAUUUUAUUGAGAUUUUUUAAUUAGAAAUUAUACAUUUAUUAGAGAUUACUCCAGAAUUGUUUUAAACAUUGUACGUAUUCCAAAAUUAUGACUAAAUUAAUGUAAUUACAAAUCUGUGAUUUAAUUUAUUACUGGACAGCAAUAAAUGAGAAAAUAUUUGUAUCAGUUAAAUGAAUCUCUCAAAGAACUAAUCUGAACGUUCCUGUAAGUAUAGAUAGAUCUCUAUGAUUGUUGCGAGUGUAGACUUGAUAUAUUAUUUACAUAUAGACAUACAUAGAUACUAUAUCCCUUUAUCCCAAAACCAAAUCCCACAUCCAACCACAAUCUUGUCAACGACCAUCCAUCUCAGUUCAAAUCUAAAACAUAAUGUCAUGCAUUAAAAAUUUUAUACACAAAAAAAUAUGCAACAAAAUAUUUAUGUUGUAAACUUAAAAUACUAAAUUGAAUAACUCUGUGAUAAUGAGUCAAUGCAUGACACUUUAUUCUAUUCCAUUAAUUAAUUUCCAAUACCUUAUUUGUCCAGCAGUGGACAUAUUCCGGCAGUUGAUGUAUAUGACAUUAUUUGUACCAAACUUCCUAUGACAGAAAAUGCAAAGCGAAACGAUAGGAAACCUCCUAAAUCUUGCCUAUUUUUUAAGAAAUAAAAGUCCUAUAUUUUGCCUUACUGUCCAAUAAAAAGUUUCGCAGAACAGUUAUCAGUCAUCAGGAAAAUGGAAAACUCGAACAUAAAGUCUUACUAUUUUAAGGUUGAAUCUCGAUUGCAUAUCAUAAGUCAAUAACAAAUAAAACUGUAGAAUUAAAGUUAAUUUCAACCUUAUUGAAAUUUUAAUUUUCUAAAGCUUACCUACAAAAAUAGUAAAGGAUUUUAUGGUCGAUUUUCCUUCAACUUUGGUCUCUGUUCUCCCAAGCCAACGUUACCUACAGUAUGAAUGUUUUCGUAGUACUCGUACCAAAUCUUGUUUGAAUCACAUAAGAGAUGCUAUUUAACUUAUCACUAGAAUGUAUAAUUAAUAGAGAUUAUUACCUUAUUGUUUUAUACUUUUGAUACCUAUUAGUCGUUCAAAGGUCACCGAAUACCUUGUCAAAAUGAAUAAAUAACAAUAAAUAUUUUA